AUGAGGUCCUCCACCUCCUCACCUUCAACACCCCAAACAGAAUCUACAACACCCACCUCCGACCAACUAAAAGCAGAUAACAUAAUAAUCUCUAGCCUCGCAGGGAAAUACAUAACCCACACACAACCCCCCUCCUCCACCUCCUCCCUCUUACUAUCCGACAUCUCCACCAGUAUCAUCCUCUUCCCGACCACCAGAACCCCACUCUUCUCCAGCGCCGCUGUCAAAAGCGUCACCAACACCCUACUCUUCCUCUCUGGCGCCAUAAACGGACCUAUACAUCUUACUUCACUGAGCAACACAACGGUACUUGUCGCGUGCCAGCAGUUUCGCAUGCACGAUUCUAAAAAUCUUGACGUGUACUUGCUCUGCUCGUCGAGGCCUAUUAUUGAGGAUUGCUCGGGUAUCAGGUUUGCUCCGCUAGAUGUGGACGCUGGAGGAGAAUGGGAGAGUGUCAAGAAUUUGUGGGAUCAGGUGGAUGACUUCAAGUGGCUAAAGAGUGGACAUAGCCCGAAUUGGGAGGUUAUGGGGGAGAAGGAGAGGAUUGGACGGGGGGAGUGGGAGGAUGUUAGGGCGUGGAGGAUUGGGGAUGGGAACGAGGAGAGGGAGGAGGAGGCCGUGAGGGGGGUAUUGGGGAGGUAUGUUAGAGGGGUGGAAUAA
Messenger RNA from Tuber melanosporum (Perigord truffle), 660 nucleotides. RefSeq lists its product as uncharacterized. NCBI's taxonomy places the organism in Eukaryota, Fungi, Ascomycota, Pezizomycetes, Pezizales, Tuberaceae. The record is from RefSeq and is a predicted model, not a curated record. Gene Ontology annotation, biological process: tubulin complex assembly; post-chaperonin tubulin folding pathway. Gene Ontology annotation, cellular component: cytoplasm. Bases 1 to 660 code for a protein of 219 amino acids. The transcript has a single exon.